This is a messenger RNA of Fusarium tjaetaba, 969 nucleotides long. RefSeq names its product heterokaryon incompatibility 6 OR allele. The record is from RefSeq and is a predicted model, not a curated record. NCBI's taxonomy places the organism in Eukaryota, Fungi, Ascomycota, Sordariomycetes, Hypocreales, Nectriaceae. The transcript has a single exon. Bases 1 to 969 code for a protein of 322 amino acids.
AUGGGCUAUAUUGAAGUUUCGAGACGUUUCGAGGCGUCGAAUUGCAGGGAUAAGAUAUUCGCCUUGCGAGGUCUGGUAUGCGACCAGGACCGCCUCUUAGAACCUGAUUACGAGCAGCCUGUUCCCGCGGUAUUGAUGAACGUCGUUGAAUUCCUUGUCAGGUCUUGGGCAAACCUGCAUAUCUUGCUCGGAAACCGCUUUGAAGUGAACCCCGACAGUCCAAGCUGGACGCCUGAUCUUGGAAGCCGGUUGAGGGGAGACACCACUUUGAGAAUAUUUAACAAGACGUUCAAAGCAGAUAAUGGCAAAAGGCCGACUGUUAAAGUCGACAAGAGUUUGGGAACUCUAAGCUGCAGAGGCCUUUUACUCGCAGCCACGACAAGAGUCAUUGGUCCUUUCAUACAGGGUCAAAAGCCGGCAGAUGAGGCUGCUUUCUAUCAGGAGCUCAACAGCUGUUUUGGAAAUCAUCAAUUCUUUACGGAAAUAUGUGAUUUCUCUCGCUCCCUCACGGAAACGGACAAAACUCAACUAUGCAGGACUCUUGUCAUGGAUCAUGACUCAACUAUACCUGGGGAAGAUCCCUUAUACCCGGCCCCAGCCGAGUUUGUUAACAUGAUGCAAGCUCUAUUCGAACAGAAACCUGUCCCCGAUAACUUCAUGCCUGAAGCGAGCCGCAUCGAUCGAUUUAUACAAUAUGUUACCCCCUUUUCGAAGUCAAUGGAAAAUGCGAGCUCUAACCGUUGCUUUUUUGUCACUGAGAGUGGGGGCAUGGGAAUGGGGCCAUUCUCGACGAAGCCUGAUGAUAUAAUUGUGGUCCUGUUUGGAAGCCCCUUCUGUCUUGUCCUGCGGUCGGUUCAAGGAACAGAUUGCUAUAGCCUUAUCGGUGAUGCAUACGUUCAUGGUGCGAUGGACGGCGGAUUUGUCAAAGCAGCAAAGCCAGAUGACCAUCGAACCUUCGUACUUGUUUAG